Theobroma umbraticum is the source of this 2252-nucleotide messenger RNA. RefSeq lists its product as uncharacterized. Lineage: Eukaryota; Viridiplantae; Streptophyta; Magnoliopsida; Malvales; Malvaceae. Gene Ontology annotation, biological process: response to stress; positive regulation of DNA-templated transcription. The record is from RefSeq and is a predicted model, not a curated record. Gene Ontology annotation, molecular function: DNA-binding transcription factor activity; transcription cis-regulatory region binding. Gene Ontology annotation, cellular component: nucleus.
GGAAUAUCAAAAAGACAAAGGUUUCUACCGAAUGCUUCCUAAUCCGCUGUACAUGAGUUUUUCUUCGUUCCCAAGGAAUCCUCAGCUUCGUCGUGGCUGACCCUGACCUCAUCCCAAUCGAAAACAGGGUAUAAACGUUGGCUAUUUCUCAUAUCUUCCAGACAAAGUAGUCACACAUACAAACACCCAAAACAAAAGGAAAUUGAAAGGAACAACUUGCAAAACCCACACGCAGCCACAGGCCGUCUGAGAUUGUUCAUGAAAAAACUGAAUCAGGUAUGGGUUCCCCUAUGAUUAGAAACAGCAGCUCUUCGGUUAUGGAGGAUGGUGUUAGAGCUCGUAAUAAGAAGCCCCGGAGGAGAAGAAAUGGACGUGAAUCAGUAGAGGACACGAUUGAGAAGUGGAAGAAGUACAACAACGACCAACUUCAACUUGGUGAAGAAGUUGGGCUCCAAAAGGUUUGUAAGGUUCCGGCCAAGGGUUCCAAAAAGGGGUGUAUGCAAGGUAAAGGAGGGCCAGAGAACUCCAGAUGCAAGUAUAGAGGUGUAAGACAAAGGAUUUGGGGCAAGUGGGUGGCAGAAAUUCGACAACCGAUAAACGGGGUUCGUGUAGGAAAUAAAGGGAAAAACAGGCUUUGGCUUGGAACGUUCUCUAACGCCAUUGAAGCAGCGAUUGCUUAUGAUAAGGCUGCAAGGGCUAUGUAUGGUCCUUAUGCUCGCCUCAAUUUCCCUGAUCAUUCCGAGGAAUCGGCCGUGCAUAACUCAAACAAAGAGUCAGCUUCAUCCACUACUGAAACUUGUUCGACUGAGUCUACUUCAAUAUCAAAUUCGUUUGCUGAAAAAGCUAAGGAAUUAAGUAUACAUUACUCGUCCCCUGCAGAAGAACCUGAACUUCAUGUGGUUGAAGAAUCAAAGGUCCGUUUAGUGGAUAAACCGAUGGAGAAACGUGAUUGUUCUCAAGUUUAUAUAAAUGAGGAAGCAGGAUGUAUAGCAGAGGACACUGCAACAGAAACGAGAGGUACUGAAUGCAAUUCAAGAAACGACCGCAAACCUUAUAAAGAGCAGGGAGUUGAAGUUGAGACGUCUAAGGAAGCCAUAGAUCAUGAACUUACAGAACUUAUGAGACUCCACAACGACACAAAUGAUUACCUGCACAAUGACCUCAAAGAUGAGGGAUGCCAAUUGAGUAUCAAUUAUCUUGAUUCUGAUGAUUAUAAUUUGCAGACACCAUUUAAGAAGAAAGAAAUGGAAUCAGAAGUAGAACUAUCGCAAAACAUUUUAUCAAGUGCUUACAGUGGCUUCAAUUUUAGACCGAAUUACAUGGACAAUGAAGAACAAGAUGCGGGUAUUUCAACUAUCGACUUGGAGCCUUCUAAUGAUGUUAAAGUUGAGAUGCCAGUAACAAGGGAAAACUGGAAAUGUGAACUUGCUGGCAGUAUUGAAUCCAUUGAUUAUAAUUUUUUCUCUGGCAAAGAUGAUAACUUGGAGAGUGAGCUUACAGAUGGUAACCUGGGCUUAGGUUUUUGUUAUAAGCCUUCAACUGAAAUGAAAGCAGAAGCGCCCGUACUAAUGGAAGAAGUGGAGGUUGAACCUCGGGGAUUUACUGAUUUUAAUAGCUAUAAAGGUUUUGGUAAUACUUAUGAUCACAUGCCUCAUGAGCCUACGGGUUUGAUCUGCCAGCAAGAAAUGAAUACUACUACACCUACUGAUUUCAAAGCUCUGACGCCUGUAAAUUAUGGUGGCUUCAACAGCUUCAAGAAUAAAUUGGACUUCAUGCAUAGUUGGCCGGCAGAAGCCAUAACUGAUGGGAAGCCUUUUGCCUUGAUUAGAAACGACAACUGCGGAUUGAGACCGAAGGAGAGUUACAAUUCUGAUCAACUUGAGUCCUCUUCUACGAACUACCCUGAAAGAGGUGGGUUGCAGGACCCCAUAGCAGAGGCACAGGGUGGCUUCAACCAAUACGAGACAGGCUCUGGUGAAGAUUGCAAGUUGGGAUUUUCGAGACUUGACGUUGAUUUGGACUUGGUUACUGAUUUAUGGUUUCCUGAGCAUGGAUUCUAGAAAUUUUGGGGCUUACUUUAUGAUUUGGCCCAUGAAGAUUAUGAUCCUAAGUAGCUACCUAGCAUCGCAAAUAAAAUCAAACAUCUCAUACAUACUACACGUUGUCUCUAUUAGCAAAUUUUGUCAGCAGCUAUGUUAUACUCUUGUGAUUAUUUGAGUUCAUUAUUGUUUGAACCAUUCUCUUUGUUUCAA